UACUUCCGGAAGACACAAUGGUGACGUUGUUCAUUCGUCUCGCACGAUUCUGAGAACCUAAGCGAGCAUUUCGGCGUAGACUAUCAGCUAUUCGAUCAACAAGAUCAGAAGCACGCUCAUCAAGCGUCGGCUCUGCGCGGACCCCGGUCUGUCAGUAGCCACAUCAUCAGGUUUUCCCGAAGCCGCGCGCUCUCCUCGUCUUCGAUUUCCUCUCGCUCGAAGGGAUGCGGUUUUGUUUGCUCGUUGUCGCCUUGAUCAGCAGUUCGCUAGUUGUUGCUGAUGUGUUGACGCCGCUUAGCUACAAUGUCCGCGAGCCGAGCAGCUUUAGAACGGAUAAAGAACUGGUAACUUAUAAAUACACGCUAGUGGAUAACGUAUACAAUGGUAGCAAGUCAGAUGGCUACCUGAAGGAUGGACAAGGAAAGUUGACUGAUGGGCAAUUCGGAUUGACUGACUUACCCUCCUCUAAUGUUGCUGCUGAUGACAGCAGAUGGGUUUCUUGGCGUAUCAAGAACCACCCGGAGCCUUUAUCUAUCUAUUUUACAUUUCAGGAGGACAUCAUGAUCCAAUCAGUUACCGUCAAUAGUCUCAGUCAAAAGUUCAUUGAUGGUACCACUACUAACAUAUAUUCAAAUAUUGGUAUUAGCCUGUUGAAAGAAGACAAUACAACUAUGGUAAACAAAGAAAUACACGUGCCACCAAAUCAAAGUGACAUCGGGGUCCAUAAUGACAUGUUCAUGUUGAAGAACUGUAAAGCAGGUCGUAUUGCCCUGUUAGAGUUUCAAUAUCCGAGUACUGAAAAGCGUCUUAUCUUUGGCGAGAUGCAGUUCAAGGGUGAAUCGGCGAUUACGGUUGAGUUUUCAAUGUUACAAACACGUAACACUAAUAUUGCAGGAUGGAGAGUCGUAUUGUAUUGUCUUAGCAACAAGGACAACAUAUCGAUAGAACACUCCAGCGGGAAAAUCGACUGCCAGAUUACGAGGACAGCAGACGAUCGUUACAACUGCACGAUCACGAAGGAACGUAUCAAAUUUAAAGAUGCAGGGAGGUACACAUGCACGGUAUAUGGAAAUAAUGGUGAUUGUGAAUCUAAGCAGGAAGACGUAUCCGUCCUUGUGGCAGGCAUAUAUGCCAACACGCUGAAGCAAAUGGCCGGCAUUGGGUCCACGGCAAUGUUGAGUUGUCACAGUGCAUCAUUUACCGGUUCGAUUACCUUCGAGAAAAGGAACACGGCUACAGACACGUUCGUACUUGUAGUCGAUUCAGACAAACGCAAUGUAUCUCAUUUCAAGAACGGUACGGUUUCGUGGGCAACGCUGAAGUUUCUCAACGUCACGCAGACAGAUGGUGGGACGUACAGAUGCUAUUACAAAGACCAAUCGCAGGAGUUUCUCAGUCAGGAUAUGACACUGUCAAUUGGCGACGUUCCCGUGACGCCGCCAUCUUCAAAAACACGUAGCAUUGCAUCAGGGUCAACGACAUCGAUGGGCUCGUCAUUUUUGAGACGUUCAACCCAAUCGUUUAGUAGUACUCCGACGUCGGAUUUUACAACGACGCUCGCCCAUUCUUCUAAUACGUCUUCUGGUGGCAAAUCUGGUAGCGAUGGAGGUCUCGGAGGUGGAGUAAUUGCUGGAAUUGCUUUCGUUAUUCUGCUUGUCAUCAUGGUUGUUGUGUGCAUCAUCAUCUACAUAUUUUGGCGACAUCGUCGACCGCAUAGUGACAGCGCUGUAGCUGGAAUUCGAUACAAGAAAGACGUUGCGAGCGAUCACGCUUACGAUACACCUUCCGACAUGACACAAUACUCUCUAUCUCCGGAAACUGGAUGCGUAAAUGGAACGACGAAUAGUCAUAAUGGUCAUGGUUCUCUGAUGCCGCCGCAGGUCUCCUUUUAUAGAUUUCCCGAACAGCAAGUUAAUGAAUCUCCCGACUAUGCAGAGGCGGAAGAAGUGGUGUAUUCGAGGUCGAAGACGUUGCCAAUUAAUGGACUGACAGACUUACAGAUCGUGCGAAAUCGUCAAGCCAGUAUGCCACCAAAGUUGGCCAAAUCGCAGCUACUGAAUUGUCAGACGGUGAGUGAUUCGGUCGUGUAUUCGGAGCCGGCUAUUGUUACGGAUUCGACGAGGAGUCGUCAGCCGUCCAACGAAUGCAUGACGCCACGUAAUAGUUCGCGUGACAGCGGGUUGGGUCAUGAUCACGAUGUGUCUCCCAACCACGUCUACGAACGAGUUCCCCAACAAUCGAUCAUCGAGGAUCCGUCUCUCAUACAUCGUCAGGUAGCCGAUCUCGCCAUCUACGCUUCCGUGAACGAAAUCAACCACCACUCCGAGGUCGCAGCUCGACAGAGUGUCAUCGAGAUGGACGAAGAUCUCAGUCCCGAGUUCAUUCUCUCGUUCAGUGAAUCGGCAUCCGUAUCGUCCACAUCACACGACGGCAUUCUUCCUUACCUAUCCGUGUAUGCAGAUCCGGCUCCUCUCCUACAAUCGGACGGCCCCCCAGAAAUGCUUCCCGAGAAGUUCUCUCAACACCGACGAAUCGGUCAGGGACAAUUUGGAGACGUUUUUCAAGCCUUUGCGAAGAGCAUCCUAGUGGAGCAUGUCAUCGACGGUCAACUGAACGGUUUGUGCGUGAAGGACAUUCCCGUUGCUCUGAAAUGCCUAAGAGCAGGAGCCACCAAGGACAUGGAAGAGGCUUUCAAUAAGGAAGUGAAAUUUAUGGCGCAUCUUCGGCAUCAGCACGUCGUUCGUCUUCUCGGCGUAUGCAGCAUGGUGCAGCCAAAGUUUAUGGUGAUCGAAUACAUGGAGAACGGUGAUCUCAAUCAGUAUUUACAGCAGUUUGAGCUUGAUGAGCAAUUGUUGGAGGAGGGAAAGCAAUUAAUGUCGUACGAUGUGCUGGUCAGCAUGGCGGCUGAUGUCGCGUCGGGAAUGGAGUAUCUCGCGUCCAAGUUUUUUAUACAUCGCGAUCUGGCUACUCGGAAUUGUUUGGUCGGCCAGAACCAUAUUGUCAAGAUAGCGGAUUUCGGAAUGACCCGAUCCGUGUACGAAAAGAAUUACUACCGGCUAGCCGGUCGAGCCAUUCUACCCAUUCGCUGGAUGGCGCCGGAAUGUUUCUACGGCAAAUUCACCAUGAUGAGCGACAUCUGGGCAUACGGCGUCACGUGCUGGGAAAUAUUCACGUUGGCACGAGAGCAGCCCUACCACGAUCUGGAAGACAAGCAGGUGAUUGAAAAUGCUGUACGUCGCGAGGGCCGAAUGCUGCUCGAUCGGCCCUCGUGCUGCGAUGAUCCAACAUUUCAGCUGGUACUAGACUGCUGGAAUGAGGCCCCCGAACUAAGACCAUCGUUUACAGACAUUUGCGAGAGACUCAGGUUGUUAGUCGAAGAGCGAAGCGAAUCGUCUUAUACCUAACUGAUUUUCUCGCUCGUUGUCCAAACACUUGCUUGACUCGAUUGCAGUUUAUGGACUGCUGGAAGGCUGGCACAGUUUCUAGUUUGUUGCACCUAGUCUACUGUAGGGCAGGUGAUUAGAUUCAACAGGUAGAUUCGAUUAAUAUUAAUUAAAAUUACAGGGACGGACUUUUUUUGCGAAGGUUUAUUGCAAUAAGUGAGUAAUGAGAAGUUUUAGCGAGUAACAAAGGUCUUUUGCUUGAUGCAAUUCACAGAUAGUUUUUGGUGUAUGAAAGAAAUGUUAUGUGAUGCAAGUGA
This is a messenger RNA of Corticium candelabrum, 3700 nucleotides long. RefSeq names its product class II receptor tyrosine kinase-like. The transcript has 9 exons. Gene Ontology annotation, cellular component: plasma membrane; signaling receptor complex. Gene Ontology annotation, biological process: multicellular organism development; protein phosphorylation; positive regulation of neuron projection development. The record is from RefSeq and is a predicted model, not a curated record. Gene Ontology annotation, molecular function: protein tyrosine kinase collagen receptor activity; collagen binding; ATP binding. Bases 225 to 3404 code for a protein of 1059 amino acids. Lineage: Eukaryota; Metazoa; Porifera; Homoscleromorpha; Homosclerophorida; Plakinidae.